GAGUGGGAGGAGGAACAUUCACCAGUUCUGGUGCUGCAUCGUUCAACACAUCUGGAAGUAGUUUAAGCGGUUCUCUCCACAUAAACUCCAACAGGGCAAUGUCUGGAUUCUGUGCGGCUCUAUAGCAGUACAGAAAAGAAGGAAAAGCAGUUCCAACUUCCAGGUCAACCCCAAAAGAAUUUUAAAAGACAUUUCUCCAUCCAAGUACUUUGCAGCAACUACAGAGGACCUUCACGUCUCUCGCCUGCAGGAUUUCAGUGGAGAUCCUAUGAGAGAGGACGUUCUAGCAUGAAUGUUUACAGCACUGGAUCAUCUAUCUAACAAGAGCAGCUGCCUUGCAGUUAUUUUUUUUUUGGUGAAAGAAUUCCCAAUUGCUACGCUGCCUUUGAAAGAUUACAAAAAAAAGGACUGUAUGGCUCUGUUACGAAAAAUUAAUCAGAUCCUAUUGUUCCUUCUUGUUUUGACUCUGUGUGCUAUUCUGUAUAACAAAGUUCACAAGUUGCCAUCCACCAUGAUAAAGAAUGAAGCAGUUGAUUUGGAGAGCCCUGAGGAAAUGGAAGAAGAAAUUCCUGUGGUGAUAUGUGCUGCUGCAGGCAGAAUGGGUGCAGCCAUUGCAGCAAUCAGCAGCAUUUACAGCAACACUGAUUCUAAUGUCUUGUUCUAUGUGGUUGGACUAAAGAAUGGCAUUCCACAUAUCAGAAAGUGGAUUGAAAAUUCCAAGCUGAAAGAUAUAAAGUUCAAAAUUGUGGAAUUCAACCCCAUGGUGUUAAAAGGGAAAAUGAGACCAGAUGCAGCACGUCCUGAGUUACUUCAACCUCUAAACUUUGUUCGAUUUUACCUCCCUCUGCUUAUCCAUGAACAUGAAAAAGUGAUAUAUCUAGAUGAUGAUGUGAUUGUGCAAGGUGACAUCCAAGAACUGUAUGACACAAAGCUAGCCCGCGGUCACGCUGCAGCUUUUUCAGAUGACUGUGAUCUGCCUUCAACUCAUGAAAUUGUCAGAAGUGUAGGAAUGCAAAAUACCUACAUGGGGUUUCUGGACUACCGAAAGCAAACAAUCCGAGAUCUUGGCAUAAGCCCCAGCACCUGCUCCUUUAAUCCUGGUGUCAUUGUUGCCAAUAUGACAGAAUGGAAGCACCAGCGAAUCACAAAGCAGUUAGAAAAAUGGAUGCAGAAAAAUGUAGAAGAAAAUCUGUACAGCAGCACGCUUGCUGGAGGUGUGGCAACCUCCCCAAUGCUCAUUGUAUUCCAUGGAAAAUACUCAAAUAUUAAUCCUUUAUGGCAUAUUCGACAUCUAGGCUGGAGUCCAGAUGCCAGGUACUCAGAGCAUUUUCUUCAUGAAGCCAAGUUACUUCACUGGAAUGGAAGAUACAAACCUUGGGACUACCCUAGUGUUCACACUGACCUAUGGGAAAAGUGGUUUAUUCCUGACCCUUCAGGGACUUUUAAAUUGAUUCGUCCCAAUAGCUGAUGUGUCAUUUACAUUUUUAAGGCAUAAGGAUUAGUCAUUUGCAGCAUGCACAAGAUACCUAAUUCUAUACAAUAUUUUGCGAUGUGACAUUUCCUCCUUUGUUGCACAUAAAGCUGCUGCAUGUCUGUAACUGAAGACAUGUCUCAAAAUUAAAUUAAAUGAACAGUUCACUGGGGUAUGAUAAAGCAGGCACAGUUUGGUGAAGCUUCUAUUUUAAGUCAUGCCAUUAAGACUACAAUGCUUAGGAGAAAGUACUUUAUAAAAAUAGGGACUUGUUUUAAGUCAUACUCUGUAAAUAAAUGUUGUUUCUUGGUAACAAAUUGUAAGUCUUUUUGAAUAAAAAAAGGUUUGC
This is a messenger RNA of Rhineura floridana, 1820 nucleotides long. RefSeq names its product glycosyltransferase 8 domain containing 2 (gene GLT8D2). Gene Ontology annotation, cellular component: Golgi apparatus. The record is from RefSeq and is a predicted model, not a curated record. Bases 293 to 1468 code for a protein of 391 amino acids. The transcript is spliced from 10 exons. NCBI's taxonomy places the organism in Eukaryota, Metazoa, Chordata, Lepidosauria, Squamata, Rhineuridae. Gene Ontology annotation, molecular function: glycosyltransferase activity.